AUGGCCACGGACUUGUACACUAUAAGAGCAUGGGAGCAGAUAUCCUACCUAUGCCCACAGUCACGCCAUGAACACGUUCGGGAGGUAUGGAAUCUAAUCCUUGACCCUGUCUUUCCACUUGUACCGGCUGGCGGUAAGUCUUUCACAGUGCAAAACGAAGACGACCCAGAUAGAUUCCCCCAGAUCUCCGUUACUAAUCUGAGUGGUCGUUUCGCAACCCUCCCACUCUUCAAGGUCUACUGUAUCGGGUUCACCGACCCUGACACGGACAUGUGGAAAGUCUUGGAAGAUGCAGUUCAGCUCGACUUAGUCGAGGCGUCGAGCCUCUUUCAGGGAGAGCCCCGGGCAAGUCUUUUCGCCGCUAUUGCGAUCGGUGCGCUGGUACGUUUCUCCAGACUCGAUGAAGAGGACUAUUUCUGCUAUGUUGAAUAUCGCGAUAGAGAUGCGUAUGAUGUUCAUCAGGAUUUUGAUGUCAUUGUUGAACAUCUGCUCCAGAUUCGGGAGGCCAUGGCGUGA
This is a messenger RNA of Aspergillus novofumigatus IBT 16806, 516 nucleotides long. RefSeq lists its product as uncharacterized. NCBI's taxonomy places the organism in Eukaryota, Fungi, Ascomycota, Eurotiomycetes, Eurotiales, Aspergillaceae. The transcript is spliced from 2 exons. Bases 1 to 516 code for a protein of 171 amino acids. The record is from RefSeq and is a predicted model, not a curated record.